Molecule: messenger RNA, 1466 nt
Organism: Nematolebias whitei (Rio pearlfish)
Lineage: Eukaryota; Metazoa; Chordata; Actinopteri; Cyprinodontiformes; Rivulidae
Gene: zbtb8a
Product: zinc finger and BTB domain containing 8A
Exons: 4
Coding region: 30-1466 (478 amino acids)
Biological process (GO): regulation of transcription by RNA polymerase II
Molecular function (GO): RNA polymerase II cis-regulatory region sequence-specific DNA binding; DNA-binding transcription factor activity, RNA polymerase II-specific; protein binding
Source: RefSeq, a predicted model, not a curated record
GUGAAAGUAUAAAUAAAAAAAAACAAUCAAUGAAAAUGGAUAUGGUGGCAGAUUUGGGGGCGAGUAGACACUAUCGGGCGCCGGGUGAAUCGAGCCACCAGCAGCCUCAGAGGUGGUUCAACACGGCGGACAUCACAGUUUCUCACCAAAGCAACCUGCUGAAGCAGCUCAACCAGCAGCGCCACCAGGAGCUCUUCUGUGACUGCAGUGUUCUGGUGGAGGGCCAGCUCUUCAGGGCACACCGAAAUGUUUUGUUCGCCAGCAGCGGAUACUUCCGCAUGUUGUUGACCCAAGGGCCCGAUGGGCUGCCCGACACUGUCAACGCCACCUUCGACGUCUUCACCCCGGAGACAUUCACCGUCAUCCUGGAUUUUAUCUACUCUGGCCAGCUGGACCUCUCUAGUCACAAUGUGAUUGAAAUCAUGUCUGCAGCCAGCUACCUGCAGAUGAACAGCGUCAUCAACUACUGUAAGAACUUCAUCAAGUCCUCUUUGGACAUCAGUGUGAAAGACGAGGACAGCGACCGCUGCCUCAGCUUGUCUGAGACGUGUUCAUUCGCCAGUGGUGCAGGAGACGAGUCCACAGAGCACCAGCAGCAAGGCCCCCACUCUGUCAGCCCACCACCUGCGCUCUGGACCCGCGACAACUCCAGAUCCCAGUCUGGUUUCUUGGGGAAAGACGGAGAGCAGGAAGUUUCUGCCUCUGCUAUUAAGACUGACCCCAGUAGCCCUGCCAACGAGUUCAAUGCAGAAAUGGAUGAUCGGCAGGACCCCCAGGACCCUCUGUACACAUUACCUGGAUCAGAGCGCCGGCGUGGAAGAGCAGGAGCGAACAAAAGGAGGGCGUCCAACAGCACUCGCUCCAGCCAGCCCGAAGACCUGGACAUUCAGGAGGCCAGAACUCAAAAGGCUGAAAAGGCAGAGGAGCUUUAUGCCACGCUACCACCAAUUGUUGGUGUCAUUAGCCACUUUAACAAAGAUUCCAACCCAAUUAUGCGUUUCAAAUGCCCCUUUUGUACACACACGGUGAAGAGGAAGGCCGACCUGAAGCGUCACCUGCGCUGUCACACCGGGGAGAGGCCAUAUCCAUGUCAAGCCUGCAAUAAGCGCUUUACUCGCCUAGAGCAUCUACGCAGCCAUUUUGAGACAAUCCAUCAAGCCAGGAAGCUGGUGUGCAGGAAGUGCAAAUGUCAGGUGACCGAGGAGACUGGGCACGUGGUUUGUGAGGGCACGCGCCGCUACCGCAUGUGCACCGCCUGCAUUCAGGAAGUAGGCUGUGAUGACAUCCCCAUGGACAGUCUGCAGGCGCCCAGUGAUGAGCCAGCCCUGUUACUAGGCGUGGACGGUGAGGAGGAGGGGGAAACCAAGAGGAACUGGAUGGCGAAUGAUGACGACGACCUGGCUGAAGACUCGGGGGCAGACCUCAUCAUCCAGCAGGUGGACGACAGCGAUGAUGAGUUGCAGUGA